This is a messenger RNA of Dermacentor albipictus, 6268 nucleotides long. RefSeq names its product protein tyrosine phosphatase 36E (gene Ptp36E). Lineage: Eukaryota; Metazoa; Arthropoda; Arachnida; Ixodida; Ixodidae. Gene Ontology annotation, biological process: protein dephosphorylation. Gene Ontology annotation, molecular function: protein tyrosine phosphatase activity. The record is from RefSeq and is a predicted model, not a curated record.
CCCGCCGGUCGUCGAUGCCAGAACCCACCAGCAGUUUCGGUUAAGCCGGCGGUGCGGCUCCCUAGGUGUAGGGGCCUAGCGAGUAAGUCAUAACGCGGCUUUAUUUUCUCCGCCCGCUUUUGGUUCGCGUUUAACGCGCUUGUGGAAAGUGCCCGCGUGUGCCGUAGAGGUAUUCCGACGCUUCAGAAGAGGACGCUUCAGCGUCGCGAAAGUGCACCACAUCUGAUUGUGCGUCGCACCGGAGCUGAAGCUUUGGCGGCGUCGAAUUAGUUUCCCUUUUGAGUGCCUGAGCUGUCAUCUUUGGACAAAGGCCGUCGCUGCGAAGGAUUAAGCGCCGCAAGCUGGAUUAACCAAGUCUGGAGCCAUUCGUAGCAGUGGAGUAUCCGGGGGGCCGGUUCUACGCUACAAUCACUGGCAUCACGGUGUAGCGCGUCGGACUGAUCCACCAGAAGUGGCAAUCCGAUUCCACACUGUAUCUUGCGCUCGUUCGUGUGUGAUCUUGGAUUCGUGCGUAUUGGUGUCGCCAACGAAGGUGGUUUACUUGUUGGGUCUUUAACGAAUGUUGCGUCAGCCGUCACGCGGUCAUCAGUCAACGCAGCCCCGACGGUGCAACAGUUGCCGAAGCCUGGUGAUUGAAAGCAUCCUUGAAUAUCGCCGGCUCCAGAAAACAUUCAUCUUCGCGCAGCGUGGACGAGUGGAUUGUCAGGCGUACCUGACGGAACCUGCUUUUGUGAAGUGGUGCCAAAGCUCUUCGACGGCUUGUUUUGAACGUUCGUUGUUGACCUUGUAGACGGUCGUUGCGACAGUGGUACACCGGAAGCAACAAGCAGAAAUAACGUAACGGAAGUGAUUAGCCAAGGCAUGUGGAGCGUUCCUCACGCACCUGGUGGAUCCAGCCAUUCGCAGUGACAAAAAGGAAAGGUGUUACGUUUCAGGUAUCAGUGCGCUUUGAACUGAUAAUCUGGUUUUUCAAGCAUUGACGUAUGCUGUUCUCUGAACACGCACCUCGCGUCGUCUGCUUUCUCGCAGAAAACUUCUGCAAGCACGUUACGGCGUCGGUUUCUUCCAGCUCCCUUUUUUUCUUUGUAUCAUUUUUAUACUUCGGGCUCGCCACAUUGUAGCCUUCUGUGUCCGACCACUGAUCGAGCCAAUUAGAAGCCCUUGAUUCCGCAGCAGCGAACCUGCCGUCUGCUCGUUGCACACAAAGCGUUGUCUGCUUCGCGACGCCCUCCUCUUGCGCUCUCCCCCCCCCCCCCCCCCCCCUCUACCGAAGUACGUUCACGGGUCCCUGUGCCGUGUGCAAGGAAGCCCCUACGGUGUCUUGCGUCGACUUGAAAUCCGUCCAAGAAGCCCCUUGUGCGUCUUCGUAAUCCAUGUCACGGUCACUGGAAGUGGAUUUCGCCCGGCCAGGUUACGGAGUGCGCAGAUCCGUGGUGCAGGAGCAGUAGCUUCGGUCGCGGUACGCCGGGUCCAGUGCUGUGUGAAAAGUGCCCCUUUGGAUACGUCUCCGGCAUUUGCUCGGCCGAGCGCUUGCACAAGGGAGGAUUGUUCUUCGGUCAAGAAUCCUCUGGCUUUCGACCGACGGUGGUCGCUACGUUGUUCCACGACGUUGGACGAAGCUUCGUCGCUAAUCACUGGAGGCACCGUCAGCGGCAGCACCGCAAGCGCUGAGAGCAGAAGCGACGGAGGCAGCCGCGGCUAUGUUGCGCUCUCCGUGGUUCCGCGCGUGAACGCGCGCUGGCGCUGCUGCUGGUGCUAAGCCUGCCGCGCCAAGGAGAGCAGGAGUGGAGCCGGUGCGCAUGCGCGGGCGGCCGAGCCGCACUGCAGGCUGGCCGACAGCGGCGUGAGGAAGCACUCUAGCGACGCGGCGCUGGACGCCCCGCCUUCGGGCGCCCGCCCCAAGAUGGGCAGAGGCAGCAAGAAGUCCUCUUCCUCGGCGCCCGCCGCCACCAACGCGACGACGCAGGCGUCGACGCCCAAGCUCAAGAGCAAGUCCAAGAGCAAGUCCAAGUCUUCGCACGGGUCGGCGCCGCCUCCGCCGCGGUCCAAGUCCCGGGCGCAGCGGCUCCGCAGCGCCAACUCGGGCGUGAUGAGCUCGCUGAACAUGCUGCAGCUGUCCCUGCUCAACAGCGGCCUGCUCCCCCUGCCGGACGAGGCGUCCGCCUUCAUACCCACGCGGCCCAUCGAGCUCGCCCGGUUCCCCAAGCACAUCGCGCUCUUCAAGAAGUACGACGUGCUUCUCAAGACCGAGUUCCUGCUUGCGACCAAGGGUGAAUCGCAUUGCAUGCGACAUGCCAGCAAGCCGGACAACGACAACAAGAACACCUACAAGAAGCUGCUGCCCUAUGACUACAACCGCGUCGUCUUAGAUACGCUACCCGACAUUCCCGACUCCGACUACAUCAACGCUACCCACAUAGACAGUAUUCUGAAGCCGAACGCCUACAUAGCGGCUCAAGGUCCAAACGAGGACACCAUUAGCGACUUCUGGAGGAUGGUGUGGGAGAAAAAGUGCUACGUCGUCGUCAUGCUCACCAAAGUGUUCGAUUUCAUACGGGUGAUGUGCUGCCAGUACUGGCCCAUGGAGCUGGACAAGCCCGAAAAGUAUGGCGUCAUCGAAGUGACGCUCCUCUCCGAGGACACCAUGGCCAACUUCGUCAUUCGAACGCUGAGGCUACGAAAGGGCGAGGAGGAGCGCGACGUGUUCCAGCUCCACUUCACCAGCUGGGCGUCCCACACGCAGCCGUUCACCAACGCCCUGCUGGACUUCCGGCGGAGGGUGCGGACGUUCACCGACCGCUGGUCAGCCAUCGGACCCACCAUCGUCCACUGCAGUGACGGAUGCGGCCGCACGGGCACCUACAUGUGCAUCGACGCCAACCUGGAGCUGGCGGACGAAGACGGCGAGUACGACGUGUUCGGCUACACCAAGAAGCUGCGCGCCGCGAGGAAAGGAAUGGUCGACACCGUGGAGGCGUACAAGUUCGUGUACGAGACGCUGGAAGAGGCCUACGUCUGCGGCAAGACGUGGUUUCCGGUGUCCGAGCUGUCCGAGCAGCUCAAGUUCAAGUCGGCCAAGAACCCCAUCACCAAGGUCAACGAGUACCAGAAGGAGUACGAGAAAAUUUGCAAGAUGUCGUCCAAGCUGUCCAUCGGGGACUGUGCGGGUGGUCAUCGGCCCGAAAACAGGGACAAGAAUCGAGACGUGGCUACCGUGCCCCCUGAUAACUUUCGGCCGUACCUGACGUCAUUCCAGAGCAACGACAACACUGACUACAUCAACGCUGUCUUCGUUGACGGCUACAGCCGCUCCAAGGAGUACAUCGUGACAGAGUGGCCCAUGGUCCGGACGGCGCAGGACCUGUGGUCGCUCGUCUACGACCACGACUGCAACUCCGUGAUCGUCCUCUGCAGUCCUCCGCCUUCGAACGCGUACCCUUCCUUCUGGCCGACGGAGAAGGAGAAGCGCAAAAAGUACGGCCCCGUCUUCACGGUGGACGUGGUCUCGUACAACCACUACCCGAAAAUCAAGACGUGGAUUUUCAGGAUAAACAAGAAGGUGGUCUCCCUGACGGAGCUGAUGGCGGGCGUCAAGGCCGAGCCGAAGACGACGCAGAUCUUCCAGAUCACCUGCUGGCCCGAGCGCCACAAGGUGCCCACCUCCACGAACACCCUGGUCGAGCUCAUGAACAUGGUCGAGAGAUGGCGCCAGAGGACCACCUACGGCCCCGUUCUCGUCAUAUCCACGAACGGCAAGAGUCGCGCCGGCGUCUACUGCGCGGCCAACGUUGCCAUCGAGCAGGUCGUGGAGCACGGGGAGGUCGAUGUCUUCCAGGCAGUCAGGACGGUGCGAAGGCACCGGCCGCAGCUCGUCGAGAACAUGACCGAGUACAAGUACUGCUACGACCUUAUUCAGCACUAUGUGCUGCACUACCUGAACAAGGAGUGACUAUAAGCGGCUCGCAGUGUAGGUUCCUCCACUCAACGUUCGUACGUCCUGUUCCACAAGCCGAACAACGGGAACGGAUCGCGGCACGCACCGGGAAGCCGCGAUUCCCGUACAAUCAACGGCACAACAUUCCAGCGGCGUCGUAGGAGACACGUGGUCGCGGGGUGCAAUCCUUCCCCUACGAAGAUGGCGCCGGCGAACCACUAACGUCCGGCCCCGUCGCCCCGCCAUAGCGGAAAUCUUUUCUUGUUUUAGCGUUGUUCCCCCCGUUGUUCUCGCCACGGGAGGUCUCUUCCUUAGUUAGAAAGUUGUUUUCGUACUUAAGAUGUGUUUUAAAUCUGGCCCGGGCUGCUACUCUGGACACCUUCGGCUAGAGAGUGACUCUAGUUCCGUCAUAUACUGUUGAGUUCGCCAUCUUGAACGCUCGGAUUGGCUCCCAGGGCAGUCGCGGCCUGCCUGAUUGGCUGAAAACGCCAACGUGGCAGAUUUUCGCCGUGUCCAGAAUGGCACCCUGGCUUUGAAGCCAGCCUACUUUGAUGUUCUAAGAGCUAAAAAGAAAAAAAAGUGAGGGAGUUUCGAGCUUUCAAUAUUCACAGCUGUUUGCAUGCGCGGUGACGUCACACGUUGGGUCGUCAAGAAAGUAACUAAGAAAAGAACACAGAUGUUAUCGCUGCAUUUUGGAACUUGGCGUUUUCAAACUUGAGAAAAACGCAACGCGGCUAGCGCACGCAUUCACACAUCAUUACUUUAUUUGAUCCUUAAUCCAGGGAAAGCGUGACUACGUUUUUCCUUUGUGCCCCCGCGAACGUCCCACCGAGCUACUUACUGUCUUGGGCUACUCAGCCGCCAUCUUUACACAUCUUGUACACUAAAGUAGCGUGCACCAUUUUCUUUUUUACUUAAAUGCUGUCUUUUGCUAAGUUGUCUUCCUUGCCGAAAGAGACCUUGAAAUAUAUUUAGGAUAACAGCCGUCAACUUUGCUGUAUAUUUAGCCGUCUCUGCGACGAAAUUUCGGCACACUCUCAGCGGGAAACACUGCGGAGGGCUACUCAAGUAGUGCGGUCAGCAAUCACUCCGCGCAUUUCGUUGUGACCCGGCUCGAUUAGCGACGCGUUCCACUGAAUAACGUCCCUCAGAGGUCAUAAACUACAAGGCAGGCAGUUCCCAUUCUAAAUCACACAACGUUCAUAUCCUUCUGCUUGCAGUACGCUUCGCACUACGUUUUGGAAGCGAAUACGCGCAGUGAGUGCGCUUGCGGAAGCAGCGCAAUGAGUGCGGUCAUGCGAACGUGUCACUCCGCGCUGUCUGAGUAAUCGGCAAACACGUUUAAGUUGAUGGCGCCCAGUACAUUACACUAACCUUCAUCCAUUAUAACAGUGACCUAAUAUGUUAAUGUAAUAUCGAGGCACCUGUCAUUUUUCGCAUGUUCUGCAUAUUCUUACGGCGAUGCGCGAGGGUUUUUUUUUCUUUUUUUUGUCGCUAGUGCAGGCUGGUGUGGAAGGUAGCGGCUGCAUGCACAUUCGUGCUUUAUUCGACAGCAAAGCGUUGUUGUGCAUCGUUACUAUGACCGCCGGCUACACUGUAUCAGUCCUCGCACAUCCUCAGAGAUCCCAGCCGAGGACAUCUCCGAUUAGGGAGAAUUAGUCGCCGGUUCGGUAACGGUACGUGGUGUCGCUUUAUCAAUCCGCUGUGUUUGUUCCCUAUGCACACCGCUUCCAGGGUCGUUAAUAAUCCACGCUCCGUUCAUUCGAUAAAUUUUUCGAGUCGCUUUCUUCCUCGCAAAGAAUUAUCCUUUUCCAUAGAAGGAAAGUGUUUCUCGUGGCUCCUAUUUUGAAUAAUCCCGUAUACUCAUAAGGAACCACACAUGUAUGCGAAUUGGAAUGUUCCCAUGUUAUGGCAUGAAAUUGUGGCACCUACAGUGAUUAGGCCUACUUUUUUUUUCUAUACUGUGUGCCAAUACUUCUUUGUUCUGUAUUCAUGUGCGGUCACCUAGAACUUCAUGUAAGAACUUCAGUCCUUUCUCAUCACUAUUGCGCCGGCAGUGAAAUAGCGAAUACAGUAUUUUUUUUUUUUCGUAACGUAUGCUACUGUGGUUUGAAAGGCCUUAAAUAUUUUGCUAAGCGAAGCUCAUGGUUCAUAGUGCAGGCUGCAUUAGUUGUUCUCGCUGUUUUGAAGCUCACUUUCUUUUUCUCCUCGUGGUUCCUCUUACCUUGAGUAUGGGAGAAAACGCCGGCAACAGUUGCAUGACGAAGAGUCACCCGUACACAUUGACGAUGGUGACGGGCACGUGAAAUGUGUGUUCUCUCGACAUGCUACGCA